Molecule: messenger RNA, 1397 nt
Organism: Vespa velutina
Lineage: Eukaryota; Metazoa; Arthropoda; Insecta; Hymenoptera; Vespidae
Product: ADP-ribosylation factor-like protein 16
Exons: 2
Coding region: 8-535 (175 amino acids)
Molecular function (GO): GTPase activity; GTP binding
Source: RefSeq, a predicted model, not a curated record
UAUAAACAUGUGUUUAUGUCUUGGUGCUUUGAAAUCUGGUAAAACGCUUCUGUUGAAACGUCUUCAAGGCGACGAAAUAGAUGAUGCGACUCACACAGUACAAACUAAUGGUAUCAAUUUAUUUACAGUAAAAAAUGAUACUGGUGAAUUUGACAUAAUUAUUAGAGAGAUUGGUGGUAAUAUGGCACCAAUAUGGAAACAUUACUUCGACAAGGUUUAUAAAUUAAUUUAUGUCGUGGAUACCAGUAAUCUUUGCCAAAUUAGUGCGGCUGGUGUUUUAUUGUACUCGAUAUUAGUUGAGCCAAGAUUAAAAAAUAUAAAAAUUGCAUUAAUUUUGAACAAGAUGGAUCUUUCUUACAGACAAAUGAGAAAUGAAGCUCUUCUAAUGCUUCAAUUUGCACGCUUGAAGAAAGAAAUUACUCAGGAGAUAAGUGUAAUUGAAACUAGUGGAAUAACAGGACAAGGUCUUGAAGACUUACGUAAUUGGUUAUUUGAUCCAUAUACUUUAAAAAUUGUAAAAAAUAGCAAAAAAUAAAUUAUCGCAAAGUAAUAGUAAAAGUCCUAUCUCCAAAUGGAUGACUCUCUUUAUUUACAUUCAAUCUUACAAAUAUGUAAAUUUAUUAUUAUAAUUCCAUUUAGCGGCUAAAACAGUCAUUUUAUUAAAACAAUUUGGUAAUAACACAAAUAUUUAUACCAUAGUACUUAUACAGUUGAAAACUGUUAAAUAAUGUCUAUUUAUACAGACAGUAGUAAUUGUUAGCAUGCUUUAAAACGAUAUCGAAAUAAGGGAUAGUGAGAAUAAUAAAUGAUAAAGCAUUGCAGUAUAGUUAAAUUUAUGGAAACAUCACAGAUACUUUUUUGUUCUGUUAUAAUAAUUUAUAUUUGGAAAUAAUGUAUAUUAUAAUAAGAAGAGAGAAAAAGAAAAAUAAUAUGAAAUUUACUCAAUUCAUAGGAAUCUAUCAAUACCAUUCAGUGCUUAUAAAAAUAUGUAGCAUUUAAAAAUGCCAAUAUUUAUUAUAACUGCAAAACUUGUUAAUUUUAGAGACGUUUUCUAUGGAAAGGAAACUUGUUUAAUUAUAAUACUUUUUCUAUUAUUUAAUGAAAACGUACAUAAUAAUAAAAAAGUUCUCAAAUAAAUUCUAUCCUUUAAGUAAAUGGAACUGUAUUUACAUUUUGUUCGUUUUAAAUUUAUCUUUUGGUAUAUUACCACAUAUAUACGUUUUAUAUACCACUGACUGUAGAAAUCAGUCAAACAAGUUUUUUAAUGUAUUCUUGUUAAAUCUUCAACAAUUUUUACGAGAUCAUCAACUGUUGCUUCUUUCUUCAUACCGCUACCAUCAUCGAUCUGAAUGGAGAUAAUGUAUUUCAAAAUGUAGAAAAUAAUGUUUAUAAUAUUU